This is a messenger RNA of Daphnia pulex (common water flea), 1133 nucleotides long. RefSeq lists its product as uncharacterized. The transcript has 3 exons. Lineage: Eukaryota; Metazoa; Arthropoda; Branchiopoda; Diplostraca; Daphniidae. The record is from RefSeq and is a predicted model, not a curated record. Bases 417 to 905 code for a protein of 162 amino acids.
AAGUAUGUGAAUUCGGUGUCUACAAGCGCCACCUAUCAGUGAAAAUACAUACUCAAAAGGGCAAUAGCUGUAUUUAGGUAUUGUUCACUAUUCUGCGGAAUGUCGCGGGAGCACAAAUCGAACAAGUCACUUCAAACUUUGAUUUCGUUUACCGUCGUAAAAUUACGAGUUCUUUGACGAUUUUUACGAGAAUUUGAAUUGAAAUUUGAUGCAGGCGUUGUAAGUAACGUUGUUAGUCAAAACAAUGUUACUCGUGUCUCGUUUUAAAAAGAACAUUUUAUAAGACAAUAUCGCCAGAGGAUAUCCCUUGUCUUUUUUGUUUUAAUGUUGAAUUUGCUUCCUCUUCCAAGAGAUAAUGAUGCUUCUACUACAGUCUAUAGCGAACCCUUUGGAAAAAUUCUUUAGUAGUUUUAUGGAUGCAUUCCACCGUGGGUGAAAGUAAAAUUUCCCAAAUCAUGAAAAUCCUAGUCGUUAGUCUUCUUCUCUUCCUUCAGGGUAUUCAAUCAGCGCCAUGGUCUCCGUCUUGUCCUCACGAAUGCUGGUGUCACGAAUCCUACUUGGCCAGCAUAGUCGACGAAUGGCAUCUACUCAAUAAAAUGCAGCCGGAUUCAUCCGCCAGCCCCAAUAGCAGCGCCCUUAAUGACCUAUUAUUCCGUGCCGUAAUUUGUGUCCAACAACACGACAUGGAAAUUGAAACCCUAUUGGCCCGCUUGCCGUCUCAAACCGAGGCCAUGAAGAUUAUCCAAGCAUCCGACGCACCGGAAAUCCGCUUGACGGCCACUCAUUUGUCGAAAUUUGUCAACUUGAGAGCUCUGGGUCUCGAAGGAUCUCAACACUGUCUCAACAACAGGAGUCUAGUAGUGCGCCAUCAAUCAUUUUACAUUCGGAUAGCCUCAAAUCUUUGAUUCAACUUCAAUAUUUGAGUCUUGUCAACUUGGAAUUGCUGGAUCAGCCUUCGCCGGAACCGGUCACGGUGGUCGAAAUAGCCGACGACGAACAAUCAGCCCCUUCACAACGGUUGACGUAUGACGUUCCCGAAGAAAUCCUGCCUUACGAAGAGUUCAAAAAGUUGCACCAACAAACGGAACUAAGCGUUCCGUGGAAUGGCUUUUCAAUGUUGACCCAACUCGAGU